GUCCAAGCGACAGCAGCCGGUUAGUUCUCCAGCUGUGUGUUGGUGAGCUCAGUGCAUCUGCAGACCUAAGGAGACAGUUCAUCAAUCUAGCUCUGACCUCUGCUCCUGGACAACAGCAGCGAGGUCAAAAUUUUGAACGAAGAACAACCAACGAUUAAUGACAAAGAAGACUGGUAGAAAAUGUGUGCCGCCAUCUACGUCCUGUCAACGGUAACGGGCUACGUGCUCACCUCUGCCCUGCUGCUGAAAUGUCCGGGUCUUCUGCACCGGAAGAAAAGAGAGACGUUCCUCAGCCGGCACAUAUCCCACCGAGGAGGAGCAGGAGAAAACCUGGAGAACACAAUGGCAGCUUUCAGACAUGCGGUGGACAUCGGCACCGACAUGCUGGAGUUGGACUGCCACCUGACAAAGGACGGACAGGUCGUGGUUGUCCACGAUGCCAACCUGCAGAGGGUCUGCGGCGUCGAUGCCAACAUCAGAGACACGCCCUACGCCGAGCUCCCUCCAUACCUCUGCAGGCUGGGGGUCACCUUUCAAAAGGAGUGUUUUUGCGAGGGCGGCGAGGACAAGCGCAUCCCGCUCCUCAGGGACGUUUUUGAUGCCUUCCCCGACAUCCCCAUCAACAUCGACAUCAAGGUCAACAACGACGCACUCAUUAAAAAGGUUUCUGAGCUGGUUGUUAAAUACGACAGAGAGCAUCUGACUGUGUGGGGCAACUCCAGAAGUCAGAUUGUCAAAAAGUGCUACAAAGAGAACUGCCAUAUUCCUGUGCUGUUCAGCCUUCCCAGAGUGCUGCAGCUGUUAGGUCUCUUCUACACCGGUCUCCUGCCCUUUGUUCCACUGAAGGAACAGUUUCUGGAGAUCCCCAUGCCUUCCAUUAUAACCAAACUAAAGAGUCCCAACAGCUUAACAAGGAGUCAACGAUUGAUCGCCUGGCUCGCCGACACUUUGCUGAUGAGGAAAGCUCUUUUCCAGCAUUUAACUGCGAGGGGAAUCCAGGUGUACAUCUGGGUGCUGAAUGAUGAGGAGGACUACAGAAGGGCGUUCGAUCUGGGGGCCACAGGAGUCAUGACAGAUUUUCCCACCAGGCUUAAAGAGUUUAUGGAUAGGAAUGGCAUUUCUAAACCCCAGUGACCCGUCGGAGCUCACCUCACCUUCGAGCUCGCUGACCUGCCAAACCGCCGCUCCACCUUCAACCCCGCCCCCCUCUCUCUCUCACUGCGUGCAUUCCUGCAGGGCGCCACAGAAGAAUCACUCUGAUGCUCCUGUCCCGGUGAUUUAAAAUAACUUUUCUAGUUGUGUAAAAAUCCCUAAAGGGGGUAUUUCUGUGUCGAGUGAGCCAGCUGUUGGAACCACCUCAAACUCGUUGCAAAUAUUUUCGCUUUCAAGCCUGCACCGGUGAGCCAGUUUGUGGGUUCAUACGAGCUAUUUUAAAUAAGAACCUAGAGUUCUUUAAUAUAUAUAAAGGAAUAAUAUAAUAAAUAUAUAUAUAAAGAAAUGCCAGAGUUUUAAACUACCAUCAUCUGAUGGUGAGAAAUAAUAGAGUGAGAGCUGUUUUUGAUUGAAUCUCUCUCAAUACUGUGUCUGAGUAUGUGUUGGACGUGAAUCUACCACACCAAAUUUUAUUUCAGUAACCAUAGAAUGAGUUAUAUCCAUUAUUGUCUUAGCUCAUGUUGACUAGCUUAAUAAAUCUGUUGUAGAUGCAAAUCUGGUGAGAAAAUCACUCUAAUUUGUCCAAUGGUUUAUGAGAUAUUUUGCUAACAGACAUUUUAUUACAAUAGUUAAUGAUAAAGUUUAAAAUACAAAUCUUGCACAACUAAAUACUGCUCUAAUUAUGAUUUAAACUUAAUCUCUAUUUCUCCCCAACUGACUAAGUUAGAGGCGGGGUUGAUAAAGCUGUGGCGGCCAUCUUGAAUCAGGUUGUCUCUAAAAUUAAAGUAGACGUUCAUCCAAUGAUUUGUUUUUUUAAAAGUUCAAUUAAAACACAACGACUUCUUCAUGACAUUUUUGGACUAUUAGUCAGUGAAACACCAGCCGAAGCAUAAAUACACACAACCAAAAGUGUGUAAACAAAAACAUCAAACCAUUAAUUCUGUUUAUGAAGAAUGAUAAACACUUGAUCUGCCACGCUUGUUAGUCUGGCAAAACUUAAUAGACAUUUUUAUUAAAUGCACCCCCCACUGCUACCUAUUUAAAAUAGAUUUAUUUUAAUAUAAACAUUAAAAGAGAGAAAUAUUUAUCUAGCUGCUGCUACAAGAACUCGCACAAACAGCUGCUCUUAUCUUUCCUGAAAGUUGUUUGUAAAUAAGAAAAUGAAUUAAUUUAUUUGUGAUUUAAUGUAAAAUACAGUGUAUGAUGUUGUUCCUGUCAGUCGAUUCUGACAGAUGAACUAAUGACGUUCUGAUCACCUGACUUUUACCAUAAAACCCAUAAACUUGUUCUUUAGGUGAAAUUGAAAGUUCAUCUAAAAUUUAUAUAAUUGGACAUCUAUUGCAAAUACAAUCAAGAAGAAAAUCAUCCAAAGAUAAUAUUUAAGGUGGACAAAUCUGGUGAACUUGACAGAACAUCCAGAGUGUUUUUACUACGCUCCCCUUUAGGUAAUCAGCCCUUUUAAAUUGCACUUUUUGUUUCCCAACUGUACAUUUUCACACAAAACAGUGUUAGAAGUCUGUGGUAUUUAAAUCCACAUCGUCUCAAUAGGCUGGUCUAGAAAAAAGCAACAAAACCACCUAAGUCAUGUUUGUGAGUCUUGGUUAUUGUAUUACACACAACUUCUUUCAUAAAGGUUUACAGAAGUGAAGCUGUUUUAUUGUUUAUGGCUGAUUUUUCUUUGUCGCGUUCAAGAAAACAAUAGAACCACCAGCAGAUGUAGCUUCAGUGUUAACUUCCCAGUUUCUGUUUUUAUUUUUAUUUUUUAUGAUCAGACGGCUGCAGCUGUAAGAAACUAGUCAGAUAAAUGUGAGUUUUUAUGUGCUGGACGCUGCCAAAGUGAACUUAGUUUCUCUAAGUUUAACCCUAAAAUGAGCAGUUUGACAGUGGAGGUGAAGAGUUUCUCAUAUCUGCAGAACGUUUCUGAAAACACUAWUUACUGUCGUAACCACUGCUUUGUGUCUUUUUUUAUUUUUACAUGCAAGUGAUCAGAAGUUGUUUCUCAGAAUCAAAGUCCUGGACAGUGAUUAAAAGGGGACAUUUUGCACAAAUUAUGAAUUUUUCUAUAUAUCUUUACGUCAGUGUGACAGUAAACAUAUUUAAGAUAUUCAAUAUUAACAAUAUUUAAAUCAUCUGGCAUUUCAUCAACAAGGUUUGUUGUUUGUUUUAUUGCUGGCAUUUGAUUUUGAUGUUCAUUAAAUUAAAAAAACAAACUUUAAGACAAGAUUCCUGCAUCUCUGCUGCAGACAGAUGUAAAAGUUUCAAUCCCAACUUGUGAUCAUGUGUUCGGGGUCUGUACUGAAUGUAGUAUUGUUUGAAUGUACUGUAUUUUGUACUCAAUUUAAGUGUUUUGUUUCCUGUUCUUUAUUUUUCUUUUAUGGUCUUUUGAGUUCCUACUGUCUUGUUUUUUGUUUGGUUCAUAUAGGAAUAAUGUGAAAGACUUGAUUUCUAAAUCAUAUCGGGGGGGAAUUAUAUUUUUAUAAUAUUGUGUUGCAAUGAGUGUUUUUUGUUUGUUCAUGAUGAUGUUUGUGUUUUACUGACAUUCACUUUAUCCCACCUACAAUCAUCCAUUUGAUUGCAUUAAUAAAGCAAACUGUCUUCAUAUUGA
This is a messenger RNA of Austrofundulus limnaeus, 3757 nucleotides long. RefSeq names its product glycerophosphodiester phosphodiesterase domain containing 1 (gene gdpd1). Bases 181 to 1134 code for a protein of 317 amino acids. Gene Ontology annotation, cellular component: endoplasmic reticulum membrane. The transcript has 11 exons. Gene Ontology annotation, biological process: glycerophospholipid catabolic process; N-acylethanolamine metabolic process. The record is from RefSeq and is a predicted model, not a curated record. Lineage: Eukaryota; Metazoa; Chordata; Actinopteri; Cyprinodontiformes; Rivulidae. Gene Ontology annotation, molecular function: phosphatidylcholine lysophospholipase A1 activity; phosphoric diester hydrolase activity.